UCCCACGAGAGGCGGUUGUAUCCAAUCUCCCCCCUCACGCUAAUCUCUCUGCCGCCCGCUCGCCUCGCUUUCCUUCUCUCCCAACCCAAAUCCGACUCGGAGGCGCCGCCGCUCGAGAUCCAUCCCUUCGUCUCCCAAGAUGGAGACGCAGAACUCCGAGUCAGCUCAAAUUAUUGAAGUAGACAUGGAUGUGCCUCCCGGGGUUUCUGGCCUAGGCGGGAACAAGAUUUGCGGGGGUGCAGCUUGUGAUUUUUCUGAUAUCAGAAGCAGUUCACAUGAUGCCAAAGAGCGAUCUGCCUCGAUGAGGAAACUUAUGGUUGCUGUUAUCCUUUGUGUCGUAUUCAUGGGCGUCGAAGUGGCUGGAGGUGUUGCAGCAAACAGUCUUGCAAUCUUAACUGAUGCUGCUCAUCUCCUCUCCGAUGUUGCCGCUUUCGCUAUCUCCUUAUUCUCGCUCUGGGCAUCUGGAUGGGAGGCAACACCACAGCAAUCAUAUGGCUUUUUCCGAAUAGAGAUUCUUGGAACAUUGGUCUCCAUUCAGAUGAUAUGGCUUUUAGCUGGCAUACUGGUUUAUGAAGCUAUUGACAGAAUCAUACAUGACAACGGUGAGGUCCAAGGCAAACUGAUGUUUGCUGUUGCAGCAUUUGGCUUGUUGGUGAACAUUAUAAUGGCUGCCGUGCUGGGUCAUGAGCACGGCCAUGGACACGGUGGACACAGUCACGGCCACACCAAGGCCGACCAUGACCACUCUCAGCAUGAUGCUGACCACCGUCACAACCACUUACAUGGUGCAGAGCAUACUCGUUGUCAUGGCAUUUCUGUCACAACCCAUCACCACCACCACCAUCAUCAUCAUACAGGUGAGGAGAAGAUCCCACUUUUAGGAGACGUCGAACGUUCUCCAGCUGAGAAUUCUGGUGUUAGGACGCAGCAGCGCAACAUCAAUGUCCACAGUGCUUAUCUACAUGUUCUUGGAGAUUCAAUCCAAAGCAUCGGAGUCAUGAUUGGAGGGGCUCUCAUAUGGUACAAACCCGAGUGGAAGAUCAUCGAUCUGAUUUGCACGCUCAUCUUUUCCGUCGUCGUGCUGUUGACUACCAUCAAGAUGCUGAGGAACAUCCUGGAGGUGCUCAUGGAGAGCACCCCGCGAGAGAUAGACGCUAGCAAGCUGGAGAAAGGUCUAUGCGAAUUGGAUGGCGUGGUUGCCAUUCAUGAGCUCCACAUAUGGGCGAUCACGGUGGGGAAGGUCCUCCUUGCCUGCCAUGUCACGAUCACUCCAGACUCAGAUGCCGAUCAUGUGCUCGAUCUGGUGAUAAGAUACAUCAGGAGGGAGUACAACAUCAGUCAUGUGACCAUCCAGAUAGAGCGACAGUAGGCUUCUUCGAUGUGAGUUCAAAUAAUCACUGGUCAUAACUCUUUAAGAAUUCUGUGUACGACGAUACCGUGGUCUCUUAGUCUUCUAAUCUCCAGUUAGUUGUCAGCCUAUGCAUCUCAGUGCUUCAGCUGAUCCUCGCAUUGGCAAAGUGUGGAAGAAGAAGUUGAUCGGCAAUCACGUGAGAUUUGAUGAAUUAUGGCUGGUAGGAUGGGUGGUGUUCAGCCUUGCAUUCUUGUACCUUGUUGCUGAUUCAUGGAUGCAGAUUGUGGUAAUUAUCUGAGCUUUUUCUGCAUUUA
Molecule: messenger RNA, 1665 nt
Organism: Musa acuminata subsp. malaccensis (wild Malaysian banana)
Lineage: Eukaryota; Viridiplantae; Streptophyta; Magnoliopsida; Zingiberales; Musaceae
Product: metal tolerance protein 1
Biological process (GO): zinc ion transmembrane transport
Cellular component (GO): vacuole; plasma membrane
Molecular function (GO): zinc ion transmembrane transporter activity
Source: RefSeq, a predicted model, not a curated record